Molecule: messenger RNA, 671 nt
Organism: Nymphaea colorata (pocket water lily)
Lineage: Eukaryota; Viridiplantae; Streptophyta; Magnoliopsida; Nymphaeales; Nymphaeaceae
Product: 40S ribosomal protein S26-1-like
Exons: 5
Coding region: 130-507 (125 amino acids)
Biological process (GO): translation
Cellular component (GO): cytosolic small ribosomal subunit; ribosome
Molecular function (GO): structural constituent of ribosome; mRNA binding
Source: RefSeq, a predicted model, not a curated record
CUGGUGUGUUUGCACGAAGAACCUGAUCCAACAGAUACCCGACCCGCUGAAAGCUAUAAAACGAAACCCUAGAAACCCUUGAGGACCCCUAACCCCAACUGCAGCCUCUCUCGCUCUCUCUGUGAAAUCAUGACGUUCAAGAGGAGGAAUGGCGGUCGCAACAAGCACGGGAGGGGCCACGUCAAUUUCAUCCGCUGCUCCAACUGCGGCAAAUGCUGCCCUAAGGACAAGGCCAUCAAGAGGUUUCUCGUCCGCAACAUCGUAGAGCAAGCCGCUGUUAGGGAUGUACAAGAAGCCUGCGUCUAUGAUGGAUAUACUCUCCCUAAGCUGUACGCAAAGAUGCAAUACUGUGUUUCCUGCGCUAUCCACUCGCAUGUGGUUCGCGUGCGAUCGCGCACUGCCAGGCGCAACCGGGAGCCACCGCAGAGAUUCAGAAGAAGGGAUGAUCUUGGAAAGCCUGGGCAACCUCCUCGCCCAGGUGCGCCGGCAAAUCCCGUUCGCCCGUGAUCACUAUUUUGGCAUUGGAAUUCCUUUUUCGUGUAGUUUCGAAGCAUUUUGGUUGGUUGAGUUUCCUUGUUAUUUGUCGGAGUCUUUGAGGUCUACUCGUGGAUUUUGGAUACUCGGCGCUAAGAUGGAUUUCUAUUAAGCUUAUCCGUUGCAUUGGUUCUUUA